Messenger RNA from Ipomoea triloba (trilobed morning glory), 708 nucleotides. RefSeq names its product ergosterol biosynthetic protein 28. Gene Ontology annotation, molecular function: protein-macromolecule adaptor activity. NCBI's taxonomy places the organism in Eukaryota, Viridiplantae, Streptophyta, Magnoliopsida, Solanales, Convolvulaceae. The transcript has 3 exons. The record is from RefSeq and is a predicted model, not a curated record. Gene Ontology annotation, cellular component: endoplasmic reticulum; membrane. Bases 67 to 456 code for a protein of 129 amino acids.
GCUCAAUGCUCAUCAGUGUAACAGUUUGACUGUACACAGACGAACGGAGAAGACGACAGUGAGAAGAUGAAGCUACUGGGAUGGUGGCUAAUGCUAGUGGGAACGCUCCGAUUAGCAUCAGUCUGGUUCGGGUUCUUCGAUAUCUGGGCUCUUCGGCUCGCCGUUUUCUCAAAAACCACAAUGACUGAAGUUCAUGGGAGGACAUUUGGAGUGUGGACUCUGUUGACCUGUACUCUUUGCUAUCUCUGUGCCUUUAACCUUGACAACAAGCCCUUGUAUUUAGCGACUUUCUUAUCUUUUAUCUACGCCUUGGGUCAUUUCUUGUCUGAAUUCCUGAUCUAUCACACCAUGGAAAUAAGAAACCUUAUGACUGUCGGAGUCUUUGCAGGAACGUCAAUCAUAUGGAUGUUGUUACAAUGGAAUUCACAUCAACCUGUGAAGACUAAGAGUCCUUAAAUGCGAAAUGGCACAUCAACCUUUGUGUUUGAAAUGAUUCAAAAAGUUGCUGCUCUGAAAGUCUGAACCGUUUAGUUCUUGCUAUUAGUUAACAUCCUGAGGUUGCUGAACAGAUUUUUUAGCCAUUUUUUUAGCUUUUGUUGUUGGCAUCUCAGUAACCUUAAUCUUGUCAAUUCAUGUAACUCUAAUCUUGUGUUUCUGAUUCUGAAACUUACAUUAUAGUUUCUUGAUGCACUUUGAUUCAUUCUGUCA